Mucor mucedo is the source of this 478-nucleotide messenger RNA. RefSeq lists its product as uncharacterized. NCBI's taxonomy places the organism in Eukaryota, Fungi, Mucoromycota, Mucoromycetes, Mucorales, Mucoraceae. The transcript has 2 exons. The record is from RefSeq and is a predicted model, not a curated record. The coding region runs from base 167 to 403 and encodes 78 amino acids.
GCCGUUGCCAAAUUUAAAAAAUCAUCAAAACCCAUCAAUAACGUCAUGGUAACCAAAUUAUCUUUUUUGGUAUAAAUAUGGGCUCUUCAUUUUUUUUUUUUUCCUCUCUCUCUCUUUUCUUACUUUUUUCAACUUUUUUUUUUAUUGAUAUUUUUUAAACUGAAAUAUGCGUUUCUCCUUAAUUUUCAUUGUUGCUUGUUUGAUGACUUUUUGUUGCGCAUCCAAGUUUGAAGAAAUAGAUCAACAUAUUGUCAAUAUGACACUACAACAUGAUUUUACAGACGAAUCCACGACUUCAUUAAAACAACGAUUUGUACUCGAUUCAUCUUCCACAACACCUAUCUCAACCGAUCCUAUACUUGCACUUGUCAUCUUUGUUGCACUCAGUUCCAUCAUGUUUUAACCCACACACACCAAAAAAAAAAAAAAAAAAGGGAAACACUUUCUUUUUAUUCCCCCCCCCCCUUUUUUUUUUUGC